AUGUCCUCAACCUUGACCUUCACCCAAGGCCUGCUCCUCGGUCAGCUCUCCGUUGUCCUCCUAAUCGGAGCGUUCAUAAAGUUCUUCAUCUUCGGCGAAGCUCCUCCAGUCCCGUCGCGAUCAUCUGUUCGCACCACCAAACACAUUCGCUCCCCCUCACUGCAUAACCUAGCAUCCUCCAAGAGCUCCGCUCCGCAAUCUCUUCGAAAUAAAGCCAGUGCAACGAAUGUGCUAAGGCCUGUGCCGACAACUGCUACAGAUAUAGCUUCGAUCUUGAGAAAGACGUACUACCAAAUCCCCACCCGCGGCCAUGGGAAAAAUGCCCAUUCCACCCAUCAACCUGAGAGUCUCGACUGGUUGAAUGUUUUGAUCGCACAGACCAUUGCCCAAUACCGGCAGACAGCGUACAACCUCAGAGAUGGCUCUGCUGGAGGUUCUUCUACCAUUAUCGCGAGCCUCGAGGCUGCCAUCAACAACCCGGACAAGCGGCCAUCUUAUAUGGACAAAAUCAAAAUCACUGAGAUAUCUAUGGGUGAGGAAUUUCCCAUAUUCAGCAAUGUACGUGUCAUGUCUGUGGAGGACGAUACUUCAAGUGCCACUGGGGGAAGAUUGCAGGCUUUGAUGGAUGUAGAUCUGUCUGAUGAUAAUCUCACUCUGGCAAUCGAAACUGCUCUUAUCCUGAAUUAUCCCAAGCCACUUUCUGCUGUGCUGCCAGUAGCUCUGGCGGUCUCAGUGGUCCGAUUUUCCGGCACGUUGUCCAUCAGCUUUGUGCCUGCUACACCGGACGACCCAACGAUUAAGGACAAGGCCAAGCAACCCUCGACCGCUGGCAAUCCCAAAACAAAUCUUGCAUUCUCCUUCCUUCCAGACUAUCGUCUAGAUCUCUCUGUCCGAAGUUUGAUUGGUUCUCGCACUCGAUUGCAAGAUGUACCCAAAAUCGCACAACUCAUCGAAGCUAGAGCACACGCUUGGUUCGAAGAAAGGGUCGUGGAGCCUAGAGUCCAAGUCGUGCCUCUCCCGGGUCUAUGGCCUCGUAUGGGUAAGGUCAGAGUAAGGGAGGGCCAGGAAGAUGACCGACCCUCGACCCAGGACGAACAUCGGGCUACAUCAUUUGUGAGCCGAAGAGAUACCCGUGCCGACGAUGGCUUUCCAUCUCAGGAGGAGACGGAGAAGAUUUUCGAGAAUCUCCGAUUUCGCAGUGGCCGUGCCCGAGCCAACAGUCAAGCUAUAAUGGGUGAGGAAGAUGCUCCCACCCCACAGGCUGUGAGGACGAUGCCUGGGGCUUUACCCGCGUGA
Messenger RNA from Exophiala bonariae, 1296 nucleotides. RefSeq lists its product as uncharacterized. Gene Ontology annotation, molecular function: lipid binding. Bases 1 to 1296 code for a protein of 431 amino acids. The record is from RefSeq and is a predicted model, not a curated record. The transcript has a single exon. Gene Ontology annotation, biological process: mitochondrion organization; phospholipid transport. Gene Ontology annotation, cellular component: endoplasmic reticulum; ERMES complex. NCBI's taxonomy places the organism in Eukaryota, Fungi, Ascomycota, Eurotiomycetes, Chaetothyriales, Herpotrichiellaceae.